Labrus bergylta (ballan wrasse) is the source of this 4934-nucleotide messenger RNA. The record is from RefSeq and is a predicted model, not a curated record. NCBI's taxonomy places the organism in Eukaryota, Metazoa, Chordata, Actinopteri, Labriformes, Labridae.
CACUCAGAUAGGAGGGGAAGCUGAGGAGGUUAAGACUGUGACAGAGGAGGAGGACAAGAGAGGAGGGCAACGGUCAGGUCAAGGUAGAAAACAGGAGCAGAAGAAAAGAAGGGAGAAAAAGAGUCUGACUGAAACUGGAGGAGGAAGAGAAGAAGAAGACGAGGAGGAGAGCACGGUGUGGAGUUUAGAAAAAAGACAGGAGGAGGAAGACUGUUGCAAUGUGACUGUGAAGGAGGAGAGACAGGACAGCUGAUGUGACUUCGGAGUAAAACCAAAGUAACCUCGUGGAGAAGAAGAAGAAGAAGAAGAAGAAGAGGAGGAGAAGAUAAGGAGGAGAAGAGGGAGCAUCAGAUGAUCAUUUGCAGUGUCGCUUUGUUGUGUUUGAGGAGCAGAUCUGAUCUGGAUGAUGGGCUGCUGUCUGUUUGUUUACUAUCGGAAGAAGAGGAAGCAGGCCAGUAGAGAUGCAGACUCCCUCAGCCUCUGCAGUCUGGACAUCAAUGAGCCGAGCACAAAGCGCAGUAAACUUGUAUCCAGGGUGACGUCUCUCGCCAACCUGCUGCCGCCGGUCAAGACAGUACCACUGAAGAGGAUUGGUCAGACGCUACAGCGCUCCAUCAGCUUUCGUAAUGAAACUCAGACGGAGAGAACCGCCGCUCAUCCUCCCCCCUCAUCGUCGACACUAAAGUCGCGCACUUUCCCAGCGACGGUCUCCAACUCGUGCUCUUCCAUGACUCAGACACGGGUAUCAUCAGCAUCAGCUCAAACCUCAAAGCGCCGGGACAGCAAACUCUGGAGUGAGACGUUCGACGUCCACCUUGGAGCGACACAACCUUUGAGCCCGAAGGAGAUUAAACGACAAGAGGCUAUAUUUGAGCUGGCUCAGGGCGAACAAGACUUAGUUGAGGAUCUCAAGUUGGCAAAGAAGGCCUACCAUGACCCGAUGCUGAAGCUGUCAAUCAUGACCGAGCAGGAACUGAACCAGAUCUUUGGCACUCUGGACUCUCUGAUACCUCUGCAUGAAGACCUGCUGAGUCGUCUCCAAGACGCAAGAAAAGCUGACGGCUCCACAGAACAUGUGGGACACAUUCUCACUGACUGGCUGCCCUGCCUCUUCUACACUCCGUACUGCAGUAACCAGGUGAAGGCGAAGUCUUUGUUGGACCAGAAGAAGCAGGACCGGCGGGUGCAGGACUUCUUGCAGCGCUGUCUCCAGUCGCCCUUCAGCAGGAAGUUGGACCUGUGGAACUUCCUGGACAUCCCCCGCAGUCGACUGGUGAAAUACCCGCUGCUGCUCAGAGAGAUCCUGAAACACACGCCCAACGAUCACCCCGACCGACAGCACCUCGAUGAGGCGAUGCUGAUGGUUCAGAGCGUGGUGGCGGACAUUAACAGCCGGACGGGGGAGUCGGAGUGUCAGUACUACAAGGACCGUCUGUUGUACUCAGAGUACACACACAGGGAUGAACUCAUCGGCCGGUCCAGGACGCUCAGUUGCCAUGGAGAGCUGAAGAACAACAGAGGACUCAAGCUUCACGUGUUUCUGUUCCAAGACGUCCUGGUCAUCACCAGGUCUAUCUCUCUAAACGACCAUCCAGUCAGCUACCAGCUCUGCCGACAGCCAAUCCCCAUCCGGCAGCUGGACCUGGAGGACCUAACAGACGGGGAGAUGAGAGUGGGCGGGUCCAUCAGAGGAGCCUUCAGCAAUAAUGAGCGUACAAAGAACUUUUUCCGGGUAUCGUUCCGCCUUGGAGGUCAGCUGCAGAGUCACUGCUUCCAGGCCAGCGACGCCUUCAACAAACAGCAAUGGAUCAACUGUAUCAGACAAGCGAAAGAAGCUGCGGCACUGACCGGAGAGCAGCCGGCACAGACGGGACAGAGUCUGGAGACAGGGCUGGGUGGACACAUAGGCCCGCUGGGGGAGACAGGUCUGAGAUUGUGUGGAGAGUCAGAGCUUGAGGAUGGAAAAGGAAACUGGGGUGAGAUGGAGGCAGGGCUGGGUUUAGAAAGAGAGGAAGGUGUGAGUGGAGGGAAAGAUCUGAGUUUGGGUGAAGAGGCAGGGGUGGGUUUAACUCCAGAGACAGAGACCAGGAGAGGGAUGGAGACCGUUUUGGGAGGGGAUGGGGAUUUGGAAUUAGAUGGAGAAAUUGGGUUGGAUGGUGAGACAAGUCUGAGGAGCAGUGAGAUGGAUGCAGGUGUGAAGAUGGAGACAGGGCAGGGGGUCGGAGGUGAGAUAGAUGCAGAGCAAGAAGCUGAUGUGAAGGUGGAUGAAGGAAGCAGAGGAGAAAGAGGUGAGGUUCUAAGCGGUGGUGGUACUAAUAUAUCCGCCUCCAUUUCCCCUUGUACUCCUCCUGACCAAGAGGUGAAGGAGGAGGAGCACAAUGACGCCGAGCAAGUGGAGGAGGUGGUGAUGGAAACUGGCGAGGUAGCCUCCCUGCAGUGCGAGGAGCUGAGCUUUAGAUGCUGAUGUUUGGACCAAUUUUUUUUUUUAAAAAGACAAUAAAACACUGACGGUCUGCCGCUGCUGCUGCAGUCAGUCAAAUCAAAGACUUGAUGAUGAUGCCAAAGGAUUAUCAACGAUAUGAAACUCAAACAACGGAUAAGUUCCAGAACACUGUAACUGCUGUAACCAUGGUAACCCUUUCAUUCUAGAAUGCUACAACAUCAGUCAGUUUUGCGCCCAGUUACACUGGUCCUAUGUACUGUGCUCAUUCCACUGACGUAUUGAUGCCAUUUUCAAAGACGCUGCCAUGAUCUAUGCAUCGGUGAAAACCUCAGAGAGAGGUUAUUGUGCUGUUCUACACGUCAUACAUACACAUAUAAUUACAAUGUGGGAUAUUCAUGCUUAAGCUGGGUAAAUGUCUAAUUAAUAGGUAAAUGACGUCAGAGUAAUCCCUCAGUCUUCAGAUGUCAGUCUCUGCUCUAAACACCAGGUUUCAGAAAGUGUUUUCAUACAGCUCCAGAGAGCUGACCUAUCAGAAGACCGUGGGCAUUUAACAACGGAUUAUAUAUGAAAUGAUGCAGCUCUGGAGAAAAUUGAGAGACCACUCCAAAACUUUCCUUAAAUCAGCAUCUCUAUGUGCUUGGAAGCUUUCCUUUUCCAGCCUCUGUUGAAGUUUAAUCCCUCAUUCUACUUACUCAAAGGCUUACUAUGCGACUUUCAGAGAAGAUUUUCUAGCUAAAACAAUUGGGAUGACACGCCGUAAUUAUGCCCCCUAACCAAAUCAAAAUUUACGACAAAAAGUAUACAAAACAGAGACACAACGUCACCUAACAGCAUCGUGAAGACUGGUGGAAAGCAUGCCAAGAUGCAUGAAAGCCGUCAUUAAAAAUCUCAGUAAUUCUUCGGAGCAGGUGGCCUUGUGGUUAGUUUUCGCACCCCUUGUACGGAGGCUAUAGUCCUCCAAAGUGUGCGGCCCGGGUUCAAAUCACACCCAUGGCUCCUUUCACACAUGUCAUCCCCCACUCUCUCUCCCUUUCCACUUGAUUUCUGACUCUAUCCACUGUCCUGUCUCUCCAACAAAGGCACACAAAAAAACAGAGUAAUUCGAGCAAAUACUGUUUUCUAAACUCUUUACGGUAGUAUACUGUUGAGUAUGAACUUGUCAGCAUUAUUCAAGGCCCUGAAACACUGCAUCUUUUUAAUGAUAUUAGUUAUUUUAUAUUCAGUUGACAAUUUCUGCAAAAAGAAAAAAGACUUAAAUGAAAAUAUUUCAUUUGAAAAUUUGAAGAAAUGUUUUAUACAUUAAAACCAAAAAGUUAUAUAUCACACAAAUACAAACAUAUUUACAGUAAUGGUUUAAAAAAACAUGUAUGUUUGCAGUGGUCUCUUCAUUUUUUUUCAGAGCUGUUGCACCACUGUUCCUCUUAUGCAAUUCAUGGUCUCACCACCAAAUACUCCUCCCAGGGUCAGACCAGAGACUAUUUAUACAGUAGGCCUAUGUGAAAAUGGACUUAGGCCCUCAAUGGGUAUAAAAAUCUAAGCCAGAGUUUAAGUGCCUUAAAUCUUUCUAAUGGCCAGCGGAGGGCGACUCAACAAGUCCAAAUCUCACUUCUCCCUUGAUUUAUUACCUCACUAAGCAUUUUCUUAAUGAGUGAAUAAUCAUUUUGGUAAAUUAAUUGUUUCAUGUUUGGAUUUUGAAAGCUGAGUAAUCUUAAGCUUUUUAAAAAGUUUCUCUGAAUUGUUGCCAAAGCAUAACGUAUGCAUUCAUUACUGUUGUUGGUAAUUAAAGAGGAUUAUGUCCUGAAAUAAACAAUUGGUUUGCUGCCAGUGAAAAGACAUUACGGAUAUGAAGAAAAUUCAAGCUGUCCUUGUAACAUGACCUUUCCCUCACUACAUGCUCCGCUUAUCCCAAAUAGUUGUGCAAUAAUGCAAUUCAUGAGAGACAAGGUUACCAACGCAGUAUUGUAUUUGAGCAAUUAAUCUACUGGAAGCAUUCACAAGACAAUCAGUUUGUCUUGUGUAGUUUGCCACGGUAUCCUUGAAAAAGAAUCAAGUUUAACAAAGCUGCAGUAAAUUUAAAUGUUGAGUGUUUGUCAUGGCAGUCAGAACAAUCAUGAAGGAGGAGCCUGUGUGUAUGUACUGUAUGUAUGUAAAGAAUGUAUAUUAAGCCUAUCUGUAUAUGAAUGUAGGAAAAAAGCCAAACAUGUCUUAGACAUGAAAACAUGCAACAAUGUCAAGAAAAUCUGUUUGACAUUUCACAUUACUUUUGUCAACUGUUGUGAUUGUGUUGUUCCUUUUGAAGACUGUGAUGAUACAAUGGAUAACAAAGGCAAACAAGGUGUGAUGAAACCUGUUUCCAAAGUUUUCAAGACUGGUUAUUUGCACAUACCAAAUAUUAAGAGAACAUGUCUAAGACAAUACUUGUACAUACCAUCAGUCAUCUAAUGUGUGGGUGGUCAUUAGACCAAAACAUAAAUAAACUGUUUAAAAAAAA